Camellia sinensis is the source of this 954-nucleotide messenger RNA. NCBI's taxonomy places the organism in Eukaryota, Viridiplantae, Streptophyta, Magnoliopsida, Ericales, Theaceae. The record is from RefSeq and is a predicted model, not a curated record.
AGUCCUCCCCAAGUUAUCAACUCUCAUCAUCAAAGUUCAUAUGAGUUUUACCUUCAAUUACCAAUGAGCAACAUUCCCAAAUCUCUAACAGACUCUUCUUUGUCCCUCUUCAAACUAGCCAUCUCUGCUUCUGAUCCUUGGCCUUUCUCUCUCUCUUGUUCCUUGUAACCUCUAAGAAAAACAAGAAAACAAGACUAGGGUUCUUUUCUUGUUUCUUGUGGAUUUUUUAUUUUUUACUUUUGGAAAACUCAAAGAGCCCACAAACGCGCAGCAACAAUAUUGACCCAAUUCGUCAUAAAAAAAGUCCAAACGCGCAACAUCAGGAUCCAACAUACAUUGUUUCGAUUUCUUAAAAUGGUUAGUGGAUACAAAAAUCACAUGAAUUUUCAUCUACAUGUUCCCCAUCUUCAUCUCCUCCACCACCAUGGGAAGGAGGAGGUGAAAGACAUACCAAAGGGUUUCUUAGCAAUCAUGGUGGGGCAAGGGGAGGAGCAACAGAGGUUCAUCAUACCUGUGAUGUACUUAAACCAUCCACUCUUCAUGGAGUUGUUGAAGGAAGCUGAGGAAGAGUAUGGUUUUGAUCAGAAAGGACCCAUCAACAUUCCUUGCCACGUGGAGGAGUUUCGCCACUUCCAAGACUUGGUUGAAAAAGAAAAUUCCGACCACCACCACCACCACCAUCACGGCGGCGGCCACCACCACCAUCUUUUGUGCUUCAGGGUUUGAAAGAUCGAUUAUGGUGUCUCUGUCUAUGUAGAUUUGUGAAUUUUUAUUUUUAUGGCGCUUUUUAACAGUUUGUUUGGAUGUUAAUAUAAAAGUAGUCAGAUUGUUGUAGACGAUGCUGAUGAGAAGUUAAAUGAUAAUAUAGAUUGUUUUAGGUGUAUGUGUAUUGUAAUUUAAAAGUGUAAAAAAUUGUAAUAAUAAAAACAUUUGUACAUAAACAUUUUUUAAACA